Messenger RNA from Adineta ricciae, 1479 nucleotides. The record is from the annotation of a GenBank genome assembly. NCBI's taxonomy places the organism in Eukaryota, Metazoa, Rotifera, Eurotatoria, Adinetida, Adinetidae.
AUGAAGCAACUAUCUUGGCCAAAUACAAUUCGAUUGACAUUAGCUAUUCAAUAUUCCAGUGAAUUAAUCCUUUUAUUUCAACGCAAUGCUUUGCCUGCUAUCGAAUAUCUAAAUAUUACUAUCGAGAAUACGCAUACAACUUCGUUUUCAAGUGUAAAUACACCCUUAUCCAAGCGACAACUUUCACAAGCUUCUCUACGAGAAACAGCCACUCAUCUGAGAUUUCUCUUAUUGCGGUAUAUAUCUCUGAGUGAGUUUAUCGCGUUAAUUGGCUCGGUAAACAUGCCUGCGCUUGAAGAACUGACACUGGUUGAUAUGUAUGAUGAUACUUUGGAUCGCAUUUCUCAAUUCCAAGAACUUUGUUCGUCGCCGAAGUUUUUUGCUUUGAAAAAUCUUCAUUUCUCAUUAUACUUCCCUCAAGAGAUCGAACAUACCUGGAAAAUGAGUUCAUUCAAUUACAAUCAUCAAUGGCCAUUUCAUAAUAUUAGUUCUUACACUGACGAGUAUUAUAUACUGGAUAUCGAUAAACGCUAUUUUAUCCCGAAGGUGGUAUUUGUCAUUCACAACUGUUCGAUAGAUCUUCUCCUUCAUCACAAACGAUAUUUUCAUAAUUCUUCUUUCGCAACACAUGCAUCUGCUCCCGUUCGAACAGUCCGACCACGUUUGGUACAGUGGGUGUGUGACCAAGAAUAUGAUGCUGGAAAAUUCAGAAAAGCCCUACAAAUAAUUACAAGUGGCCACGUUCGUGAACUUCGUCUAACAUAUUUAAACAAAGGAACAAAUACAUCAAUGAUACCAAGCUGUGAUGUACAUUGGAAUCUACUCCUCAGUCAUAUACGAUCAGUUAUAUUCAAAAUCGAUACAAAUUCAAUUCCACAAUACCAACGAACAUUCAUGGUCGAACAGAUUCUGGAUGCAUCACCGAAUCUGUCAUCUCUGCAAGUGGCAUGGACAGAUUUUUGUCAUUGUUCACGAAAAUAUCCCAAUCUGAAACACGUGCACAUCUUGUUAAGUGGAGUGCCCAUAAAGCGUGAACCUUAUUUUGAUACUGACCGGUUGAAUGAGUUAGUACCUCAUCUGUCUGUACUCGAAACGGGUGACGCACUUCUGAUGUUGAAUGGACAUUUGAUUGAGUUUAUUUUGAGCAUUGGCCAUCGAUUUGAUCAGUUGGUGUAUUUGACAGUGAACAAAAAUAGUAAAGGUCAAACGGGAUACGCAAGAAAACUGGUGUUCUGGAAAAAACUAAUUGCGGUUACUCAGGAACAACUACUUCAUGGUCACAAGGUGCAUUGUGGGUACCGUGUCGAUGAGAAUGCAGCUAAUAAUUCAACUGACAUAACUCAAACAACGAUCACUUUAUCUUCAUCAUCGUCAGCAUCAUCCGUUCUCAGCUUUGAUGAUCAAACAACGAAAAUGAUGAUGGAUAUUCUAUGCAUUCACUUGACGAUAUUGAACAACACUGGCGUAUGUGUGAAUUGA